AUGUCAAAUAUUACAGGUGAUGAAGGGAGUUUCUCUUCAGGAAACACUGGAGAAGAAGUCCAGCAACUUCAAGAAAAGAAGCAACUUCAGCUAGAAAACCACCUCCAUGGCUCGGGUUUGGUACCUUCCGGCGCCAUGACGAAUAGCAAUGGCUCAAGCUCACAACAACAACCAGCUAAGAAGAAAAGAAAUCUACCAGGAACUCCAGGCAAUUUCAACAACCCCAUGAACCUCAAUUAUAUAUGUUUUCAUAACACCAAUCUUUGCUUGAUGGGGAUGUAUUCAAAGAAGAUUAAGCAGCAGCUUAGAAUGAAAUACUAG
This is a messenger RNA of Ilex paraguariensis (yerba mate), 321 nucleotides long. The record is from the annotation of a GenBank genome assembly. NCBI's taxonomy places the organism in Eukaryota, Viridiplantae, Streptophyta, Magnoliopsida, Aquifoliales, Aquifoliaceae.